AUGGCCACCAAGACUUCGCAGGCCGCAAAGGAAAGCAAGCUAUGGCAGGACAGACUUAAGAUAUACUGCCUGGAGAACAAAUUGGAGGAGCCGUUUUACAAUUACGAAUCUGAUCGUCGAGGAGGUCGCACAGCUUGGACCUCCAAGGUCACCGUUCGGCACCAUGUCCCGGGAGUCCCGUGGACGAUUGCGGGACGAUACUUCUUCGAUGGUGAUAAUAAUGCCCGAGAAGAUGCUGCUGAGGUCGCCUGGAGGAAGUUGACCAACAACCCUUGA
Aspergillus luchuensis is the source of this 276-nucleotide messenger RNA. RefSeq lists its product as uncharacterized. Lineage: Eukaryota; Fungi; Ascomycota; Eurotiomycetes; Eurotiales; Aspergillaceae. Bases 1 to 276 code for a protein of 91 amino acids. The transcript has 3 exons. The record is from RefSeq and is a predicted model, not a curated record.